Molecule: messenger RNA, 5170 nt
Organism: Geodia barretti
Lineage: Eukaryota; Metazoa; Porifera; Demospongiae; Tetractinellida; Geodiidae
Source: the annotation of a GenBank genome assembly
CCACCAUUGAAAAAAGCUACACACACACAACAGAAGAUGCAAUAAAAAAUGUUCAGCAAUUGGCUGCCUUCAGAGGGACUUGUUCAGGAGCUAGGGUGUUUAUGGGAGCCGAUAUGGACGGCUUCCGUGACGAAGUAACUCUGUGACCUGCCGGCGUGUGCUCUUCUUCUCCCUCAUGUUGCCGAGUAGUGUACCUCAGCCGUAGCACCUUUUCCUUUGCCUUGACCGCACGAGUCUUCAUGCAUUCUUGGAUCAAGAACACAAACUUGGCCAGGAGGAACAGAAACGGAGUUGUGGCUAUGACAAAGCCGUAGACGUGCUUGGCCGAGAUGCCCUCGGUGAACGUGAUACCAAAUAGAAUGCCGGAGACUGUGGGGAAAAUCAUGAUCUUGACAAACAUCAGGAUCUCUGCAGGGUAGCGGUCCACUUCCUCCGAGAGGCAUUCUCUCUUCUGGUAUAGGGCUAUGCUCCAGAACAGGAGCUGGCUGAGGCCCACUAGAAACACCAGCACAACCGACGCCCUCAUAGCUACUAGUUGGUUAUCCACAGAGUACAUUGUCUUCAAACUCUCUUCGUUGCUGAUGAAAAUGACGUAGAUGGAGGACACGAAUGGGAUCCCGCCGACAAGGCAGAGGGUGAUCGUGUUGAUAAAGGAGAGGGUUGGGGUGAUCUUUUUGAGGAAGUGGAACAUUCCGUACUGGACAAACCACAGGAGACCCACGAUGCAGAAGCUGGCCACAUAGGAGAGGUAGAUGAAACGGGUGGAGCCCAGAGCAUACCUGAGGUUCCCACCGUGGUUGUUUCUGACCGCCUCGCUAGUCGGGAUGGUGGCGGUGAAGUCUAAGACUAUGAGAGUGGCCACGAUAGAGAACACACCAUCGCUGAAGGCUUCUGUCCUGCUCUUGCUGGCCACAGUCCUGAAGAUGGACGUGGCAAAGUCGGGCAGGGAGUAGCACUUGCGGCGGUGGUAAAGGUGUAUAACAGUUCUCACUACGAGUGAUCCGAGCCCCAUGCAGUAAAAGAACACUAGAGAGAUAAUCUGCGUUGAUUCUGUGUGAAAUAGGCUAAAGAAUAGUGCCCCCAGAGCAAGGAGGGGAUUCACGGAGAGCGUGGUGAGGAGUCCUAUCUUCAGAGAGCGCAUGUCAGUGUUGUCAGCUACCUCGGGAUGCAGAAGAGCCUGCUUUCUAAAGGCAUAGAGAAGCAUGACCACCAUAAUCAAUCCAGUCAGAAUGAUGAUUGCCGAGCAGGUGGAAACUGCUAGUUCAAAACCCUCCGGUCUGCUGGCCUGGAAAUGGCUGAUGAGCCCGGUGCCGUAUGGCAGGAAGCUGAUAAAGAGGAGAGAGAGGAGGUUGAGCCACAUUAUGACGUCGUCCACUUGCUCCACGAUGCUGAAGAUGCGGGAGUGGCUAUACCAGGUGUCAACCACCAGAACGAAAGAGAACAAGUAGAUGAGGUAGCGGGGGUACAAGUUGUACAGGUGGUCGUGAAGGAUGUAGUCCGAAGGGAUGUCUCCCUCUUUGAUGUUGAGCUUCAGAGGGAUGACCAUGAUCGUGGCAACUAUGGCGAACACGGCGUCGCUGAAAGCCUGCAGACGCUCUCCGCGGAAGAUGUGCUGCACAGCAGACAUUUUUGCUUCUCCGCUUGAGUCUCUGCAAGAGAGCAGCACCCAGCUCCCCUAGUUUUCUAAGCACACAUGAUGGGCGUGGCUACGCGCGCAUGCGCACGAAGGAACCGUUUCCAAUUAUUGCGCACCGUCUGUGAGUGCAGCUGUCUUUCUUUCUCCAACUCGUGCAUGCAGCAGGGUGUUAGAGUCUCCGAUGUGUGUCCGUUGUUGCUCUCCCUCUCACCCCACGGCCGCUAUUAUCGUGGUUAUUUAUCAAUAGAUGGACGAGACUUUGCUUUUGCCCUCACACUUCCUUCAUCAGGAGAGUUAAAAGAUGCACGCAUUGAGUGUGACUGGCUGUUGGCCCAGAUGCUCAGAGGAAAGGAGGCACUGCUUCAGAAGCUUCUCCAGGAGAGUGAAGACGAGGCUUCUUUUCUCAUGAAACUCAAGCAAAUACUGACCCACACCAGUAGCAGUCCUGGCCUGGCCCCUCCCCCUCCUCCCCGUCACCCAGCCCACUACACUCAGCUACUGGCUGACCUGGACACCAUUGGCUGGAAAAGAGUGACUCGUGUCAGCCAGGACUUCUCCCAACUCACCAUCACCACUCUGGAUGGGAAGCAGAGAGAACAUGUAUUCACAGUCCACAUGGCACAGAAGGAGGAGGAGGCCCCUACAAUUACCUGUGAUCUUCCCAUUCCCUUCAAACCUUCAUGGACUGGAAAGACCACUCUGCCUCAGAUGCUAGAGAGAUUUGAGGAGCAACUGAAGGUGCACCAGGUGUUCUGGGACGUCAUGGACCAGUUGGACCGGGAGACGUGGGUCUUGGAACCACAGCAGCCCAAGCCAGACUCCAUCUGCCGCAGGAUUGUCGUCUGUUCUAAUGUGUCUCUGUACGUCAGUGUUGAUCCAAGUCGACCCCUGAGUCUGCCAGAGUUUAAGUUUUUAGGACCGGAACAUGUGGUUGGCCCAAUCAGACGAAGGAUGCUGGCCAAGGUCCCUCACUGGGAUUCUAGUGGGCAGUUGACUGUAAAAGAGAAUCUCGAGAAUCUGAUGGACUUGAAACUGCCAGGCCCUGAGGAAUCCCAGCAGGAGGGUUUCUGUGGAGAGUGUGGUGUGUGCUAUGCCUAUCAGCUAGAAGGUCUAGUUCCUGAGGUAGUGUGUGACAAUGCCCACUGCAACCAGCCCUUCCACUUUGCCUGCCUCUUGGAGUGGUUGCAGACCCUCCCAACCACUAGACAGAGUUUUGGUGUCCUUUUUGGGGAGUGUCCUUACUGCAAUCAUCAAAUUUCUGUAAAACUUCAAAGAUAACAGUAAGAGAACUGACUUACAACUGACUUAAACCACAUGUACAAUCUGUCAUCAAUUUGGGAAGUAAAACAUUUUAUAUACAGGGAUAUGAAAAAUCUAAUUCCAGUAUUAUACAAAAAAAACGGGAUCUUAGCACACAAAUAUAAAGCUUCUAUAGUUAUGUGUGAUACAUGAUAUAUACAAUUUUAAAAAAUUCUAGUUCUACUUGCGAGUGUUUUAGGAUUCAGUGUCUGCAUCGGUGGCUGCUUCAUUCUGCACAUCCACCGCGUCCUGCGACUUGCUCUCUUUCUGUUCCUCUUGUGCCGCCGAGUCGUCAUUUGUGGGCUCAGUUGGAGGGUCUUCCUCCUGCGUGGGCUCGGGUUGUUCUUGCGUCGUCGUCGUUUGUUCAGUGGGCGGCUCUUCUUUUGCUUCCGGCUCUUGUGUUUCUGGCUCUUGGGUGGGUGUGGCUUCAACUGGUUCUUCCUUUGGUGGUUCACUCACCGGCUCUUCUUCUUUCGUGGGUUCUUCGGCUGCCACUGGCUCUUCUGCAGGUGUUUCUUCUACUUUGGCCGGUUCCUCGCUUGGUGGCGUUUGUUCUUCUUUGGCCGGUUCCUCGCUUGGCGGCGUUUGUUCUUCUUUGGCCGGUUCCUCGCUUGACGGCGUUUGUUCUUUAGCCGGUUCUUCGCUUGAUGGAGUCUCUUCUACUUUGGUUGGUUCUUCACUCGUAGCCUCUUCAGCUUUUGUUGGUUCCUCGGUUUUUUGUGGCUCUUCUGCCUUUGCUGCCGGUUCUUCAGUCUUUGUCUGUUCGCUGGCUGCUUCAUCUGCCUUUGCUGGCUCCUGUUCUGCCGGCUUCUCCUCUGUUUUUGCAGGCUCACUGCUGGCCUCCUGCGGUGCGUCACCCUCUACAGCUUCUGCAGCUGUCGGCUCCGUUGGAGGAGGUCGAGUAGAAGGGUGCCCGAGGUAGCCCGGCUUCUUUGGAACAAUGCCCAUUUCAAUGAUGCUGUAGCCGGUAUCGAUGAUGCUGUCUUUUGCUGGACGUGGCUCGACCCCCAACUCCCCCUUCAUCUUCUCGUUGCUGUAAUUGAAUUUCUUUCCAACCAUGGUGUACAUUGUCUUUGCCUGUGAGUUGAACAACUUGGCAGCCCACAUAGCGGCCUUUGGCAAGUUCUUGACACCAAUCUUAUAGCCCUGUGGCUUGAACUCAUCUGCAAGGAUUUGUGCCAUUUCCUUGAACGACAUCACCUCUGUGUAGGAGAUGUAUCUAUUGCCUGCUGCCUCUGCUUUUUCCAGGGCUGCGAUGUGUGCUCUUGCGGUAUCGCGAACGUCGGCCAGUGCAAAGUGGAUGUCGGGCAACCUGGACAUUUUUCCAGCCAGUACUCUCGCCAGAAAGCCGACUGAGCCUUCCUGGUGCGUUUGGUUGAGGAGCGGGCCCUCUAGCAGACCGGGACACACAACGGCCAGUUCAAACUGCUUGUCCUUCUCCAGGCCCUUGACGAAUUCCCACGCGGCUCUCUCGGCCCUCACCUUGCUCUUUUCGUACGGGGUCCCCAUUUCCUCGCUGGCGAAGUCCGCCUCCGUGAAAACAUGGUCUGCGGGCUUACCGGGGUCGCCGGCUAAGCCUACUACGGUUACUGUAGAGCUGGUCACGACGACGCGCCUCACAGUGCCGGCUUCUGCACACGCCUUGAGGACACUUGUUGUGCCUUCCACUGCAGGCUUGAUACCGUCGGCAGCUUUGCCCUUCACUAUGAGCGGGGAAGCGACGUGGGCGACGUACCGACACCUGCGCACCGCUUCGGCCCAUGUCUUGGGUUUGAGGAGGUCUGCUUCGAUCAACCGGAGCGGAUACUUGGCUUCGGGCACUAGUUCUCGCAGGAAUUUCACCUUUUUCUCGUUGUCGAGGUUCCUGAUGGUGCCGCGGACACGGAACCGUCCGUCCUGUAGAAGCUGUUGCACGACGUGCGACGCCAGGUAGCCGGACGCUCCCGUAACUAGCACGAUAGGUACGUCGUCCUCAGGCUCCUCGGGGUCCGACUGCUGCGGCUUCUCCUCCUCCUGCGGUUUCUCCUUUACCGGCGGCUCAGCUUCCCCGUCUGCCGCACCGCCGGCGGCUUCCCCGUCGCCAUCUUUAGGGUCUUCCUUGGGCUUGUCGUCGGCCUUGGGCUUUUCCUCGCCGGCCUCCUGCUGCUCCUCGGGGAGGUCAACCUCGAGCGUGGCUGCUACCUCUUCAGACAUAGCCGUAUUUUCUGCCGAAAGAUAAUUGUGACUUAGCGGGCU